AUGUUUAUUCUAGUAUACGUCCAUUAUUUGGUUUCCGCCUUUGAUGCCAGUCAGGUGCCCACAUCAGGGGCUUGGAGCGUCCCCAGCAGCAGCAGCGAGGCUUCAGGCUCUGCUCCUGCGGCCACCGCAUGCGCUCCUGCAAAGCGGCAGAGGCAGCGGCACGACUCACGUAACCUCACCAGAUUCUACCCCGUAACCAAGACCAGCAACGGAGGCACAGCUCGUCAAGUCUUGACUCGGCAGCCUCUGAAGCAAAAGACGCGUCACAGCCACGACCCGCCAGUAGAAAAGCACGUGGGUUGGCUCCUUGACUCGCGUGUGCACGACGUGCCUCGUGACAACGAUGUCACGCCCCACGCGCACGACGGCACUGCGUCUACGAGCGUCGGCAGUCAGGCGUCAAUGAACAGCUCGUUUGACACAACGCCCGCCGGGGAACUGCCCUUAUUCCAGCACCCUUCUCAUGCCUUGCUGCAGGAUAACAAUUUCACGCAGUUUGAGUACUGCAGAUACAGACUCAGAUGUCUCAAGGAGCGUCACCGGUAUGGCAUUGGUCGAAGCCAGGAGAUGAACACGCUGUAUCGCUUCUGGUCGUUCUUCCUGCGCGAAUCCUUCAAUAAGAAAAUGUAUGAAGAAUUCCGCAAGCUGGCCAACGAAGAUGCUGAAGUGCAGUACAGGUACGGUCUGGAAUGCCUGUUCCGUUUCUACAGCUACGGCCUCGAGAAGCGCUUCCGCGCUGACCUCUUUGCCGACUUCCAAACAGAAACACUGCGCGAUGUCGAACGCAACCAACUGUACGGUCUUGAAAAAUUCUGGGCUUUCCUGAAGUACUUCAAAAAAGCGAAGAAACUCCAAGUAGAUGAGAGAAUAAAACAGAAACUGGUGAAGUAUAAAACCAUCGAAGACUUCCGGAUUGAAACGCCUGAGGAGUACGAUCUGGCCCGCCAGGCCAGAAAAGCCGCGCGUUUGGGGCGCACGCGCUACUUCUCCGCGAAUUUAGAGAGCAGCGACCCAUCGACUCCGCCUCCUGUCGCGUUUGUGUCCUGGUACAAUGGUCUCCCCCAGGAAGGGCCGGCUAUUGCCCCUCCUAGUAGCGGCCAGUGGUUCCACUUCGCAAACCGGAAGAGAAGAGCUUCUGAAGGAGACAGAGCAUUUGACCACAACAGUUCCCACUCUCCUAUUGCAGCCUAUAAAAACAGGAGGAUGUCAGGAUCACAGAGUGGCUCUCGAUCAAGACAUGGCAGUGGAACGGGAAAAAGAACUCGCUUGAGUUCCCACAGCUCGCACGAGCCUUCUCCUCUAGCCACUGUCUCAAACAGUAGUAUCACACCAAAUAAUAAGAACAACAACUCGGCAAAUGCCUCUACGCCUGUAUCUGCUUCAACUAAUACUACUAAAAAUAUUCCUUCUUCUGCAACCGAAAGUUCCUCAAACUCUUCCCCCUCCGUUUCCUUUUUGUCAUCUGGGAAGCAAAUUUCUAGUUCACCAAGCCAUAGUAACUCCUCUUCUUCAACCAAUACUUCUAGUAAAAGAUCUAAUUCGAGUCCUAGCAAACGACCAAGCAGACAGCCUCCUAGUUCUAGCACUUCUGAAACCCCUGACAAUGUUCUCGAAAAGAGACGAUCCUCAAAAUCUUCUCAAGCAUCUUCCUCAUCGAAUAAAAAAUUAACAAAACACAAUUCAGAGCCUUCUGGAGCAAGAAAGUCUCAGCCUCACAACGAUAAAGAAAACAAACCUCAACAUUCGCAAGGAGACAAUUCUAAAGAUACCAAGUCUCAGCCAGCCAAUCCAAGCUGUCACAAGAAGGGCAAAAGCAACAAGGGAAGUUCGAACAAGUCAACACCGAGUGCUAAAAGCAAAACUGCUGAUACGUCCGAUGUUGCUGCUGUCGUCCCUGAACCUUCGUCAUCUGUGAACUGUUCGGGCGUUGCGAACGUCGCCAAGAAGACAGAUUGUGUAACAGUGCACAGCUGUUGAGAAACGAUUUUCAAUAACGAAGGUGUCAACCGCUCCUGAGUCAUGGCUUCCUUUGUUGCGAGCCACAUCUUUUUUGAACAUAAGAGAUUAUAUUUUCUAAUUACAAAGAUGCUGCCAUCAUCCAUUUAAUUAUUGUAUAUAAAUGUUUUCGUUAUAACAAGAUGAAUGAUGGACCACUCGUUGCGUUUUAGCAGUUGGUCGCAUUUCAUUGUUUGUGACCAGAUUUACGCUCUACGUUUCUAGAACGUAGUUUAUGUAUGUCUUGUACAAGGAACUCUCCGCUUGAAAUUUUUUUUAUGUUGGGACUGUUUUCACUUUACUCUUUUUCGGGGCAUUUUUUCGUAUUUAAAUUAUAUUAUUCUUGGAUUGUACGAUUUGUCAACUUUUUUCGUACUGUUGGUGGAAUUUCUAUGGAAAAUUGUGGAAUGCCAUGGUUUGAUGUUUGCUUUGACGUACUUGAUUUCUCAAUUAUAUUCCUCAAUAUAUAAGUAAGGAAUAGCGUAGUGAACUUCUAGGGUAUCAUGGUUCUUUAUAUCCCUUUAAGGUUAAUCUUAAGUAAUGUCAAAACCACGAUAAUGGAUGCUUACUGGUAUACGAGUGAAGCUUCUACCACCGUAUGUGGCAUCCUGCUAAAAAAAUUGUGAUAUAACUUGUACUUUUAAAAUAAUAUACUGUAAUCAGUUAGUAGAAAUGUGCUUAUAAUUAAUCUCACACGUGCAGUCGACGUGAAUGCGGUGAUAUGUUCGCCUUCUUGUUUCUGUAUUAGCUCUCUUUUGCCGUUGCUGUGGUUUGAUCCCAUUAUAUUUUUGCGAUUGAUAACAAAGAUAUUUCUUCGAUAUCAACUCGUCUUUGACACUCGUUGAUGCGACGUAUACAUUGCUCGAUUUCGGAUAAGAAUUAUAAUGUAUCACCGUUAAUUUGUUUUAGUUUUAUGCGUGGACUAAAAUUGAAACAUUAGUCUUUUCGCCGGUCGAAAUGUUCUUGACUUACGACGAAGUGAUUUAUUUCAUCACCGUACUGGAUGUUGAACAGUGACCUGUACCGCUGAUUGUGCCUUCGUUUUUAAGAAAUUUACUGGAGCGUGACUGGGAACUACCAGCUUAUGUUCUUGUUCCUCGCGGCGUUCCGUGAGCAUUAUGGUAGAAUUGUUAUUAAUAUUAAUUUUUGCUGUCGCGUUAGGAUUGCUGUACGCGUUGCCGAACUGGUAACAAGAAUUAACUGAGCUGAAGAGAAUUAAAGGAAAUGUUGAUGGUUGGCCGUGCAAAAAGGGUUAAUACGACCAUUAUCAUCGUCAAUUCUACCAAUAAAUAUUUGAGUACUGUGCGCACUGUGUACGGCCUUUUUGAGUAGUUAAUUGAUGAAGCAACAGCCAUAAACAUUUACUUUCUCCUAAAGAUUUUUCACAGAAUUUACUCAAGAUUUAUGUUCUUUUGUGAACAAUAUUUCUUAGAAUGAGGAAAGUGAUGUACUUUGGCCUAAAGGCAGAAUAAUUUGGCCGUGCUAGCUACUCGCUAUGACAAACUCAGGUGUGGGAGAAUUGUUGUCAAUGGAAGGUUCUCUCCAUGGAACGUAGGCGGGCUUCAUUUUUUUAUCAUUGAAGAAAUUAAUUGCUAUUUUGAG
Molecule: messenger RNA, 3597 nt
Organism: Hyalella azteca
Lineage: Eukaryota; Metazoa; Arthropoda; Malacostraca; Amphipoda; Hyalellidae
Product: la-related protein 1
Exons: 8
Coding region: 1-1977 (658 amino acids)
Biological process (GO): mRNA stabilization
Molecular function (GO): RNA cap binding
Source: RefSeq, a predicted model, not a curated record